This is a messenger RNA of Kluyveromyces marxianus DMKU3-1042, 2364 nucleotides long. RefSeq names its product Kha1p (gene KHA1). Bases 1 to 2364 code for a protein of 787 amino acids. Gene Ontology annotation, biological process: proton transmembrane transport. The record is from RefSeq and is a predicted model, not a curated record. Lineage: Eukaryota; Fungi; Ascomycota; Saccharomycetes; Saccharomycetales; Saccharomycetaceae. Gene Ontology annotation, cellular component: membrane. The transcript has a single exon. Gene Ontology annotation, molecular function: monoatomic cation transmembrane transporter activity; antiporter activity.
AUGGCAAAUCAUAUUGGUGGUAUAAUUUCGGGGGUGAAUCCUUUUGUGUUCAACUCUUCUUCGCCUGUGACCAUCUUCCUUAUUCAAGCAGCGAUAAUAUUAGUUCUCGCAAAUGGUCUUCAUGUCUUUAUAUCAAAACUAAGGCAGCCAAAAGUCAUUUCUGAGGUGAUUGCAGGAAUUAUUUUAGGGCCAACUGUAUUUGGGCAAAUCCCACACUAUACGAAGACAUUAUUCCCAAAAGAGUCCGUGACUGGUUUGAACCUUGUUGCUAACUUCGGGAUUAUUCUAUUCAUGUUCUUCUUGGGCAUGGAAGUGGAUGUUACAUUUGUCAAGAAAAACGCUAAAGCUGCAAUAUCUAUUGGUUUGGGAACCUUGAUUGUACCAUUCGGAUUUGGUUGUUUAUUUGCUUUGCCAUUAUACAACACAUACAUGGAUAAUAAUGAUACAAAAUUUAAGGUUUUCAUGGUUUUCAUUGCAGUUUCUUUGUCUGUCACAGCAUUUCCGGUUCUCUGUCGUAUAUUGACGGAACUACGUUUGGUGAAAGAAAAAGUGGGUGUUAUCGUUUUGACAUCUGGAACAAUUAAUGACGUCUUUGGGUGGAUUCUUUUGGCUCUAUGUAUAAUUCUAUCGAAUUCGCAGUCAAAUCCUGUUAAUGUUGUGUACAUCCUUUUGUGUACAUUUGGAUGGUUUCUGUUCUGCUGUUAUCCUGUCAGACUAACAUUGAAAUGGAUAUUAAAUAGAUUCCAUGAGUUUGAAAGAGACAGUCCAUCCACACUGGCCACUAUGUUGGUAUUGGUUAUAGUGCUACUAAGUGCAUAUUUUACAGAUAUAAUUGGGGUACAUCCAAUUUUUGGUGCUUUCAUUGCAGGCAUAGUAAUACCAAGGGAACAUAACUUUGUUUCGAAACUAACCGCACGUAUGGAAGAUAUUCCAAAUUUAUUGAUGAUACCUAUAUACUUUACAAUUGCAGGCUUAAACGUUGAUUUAACCCUUCUAAAUACAGGAAAGGAUUGGGGUUAUACUUUUGCAAGUAUCGGGAUAGCAGUGUCUACAAAAGUCGUGUCAGGCUCAUUACUAUCGAAAGUCAAUGGGCUUCGCUGGAGAGAAUCUUUGGCUGUUGGUGUACUAAUGUCAUGUAAAGGUAUUGUUGAAAUUGUUGUCUUAACAACUGGUUUGAAUGCAGGAAUUAUUACAAAAAAAGUCUAUGCUAUGUUUAUUUUUAUGGCUUUGAUAUCAACUUUCAUCACGACCCCUCUCACACUUUGGAUUUUCCCAGAUCAUUAUAGGAAUGAAUUAAGAAAGCAACAAAACAAUAAUAAUGAAGAGAAUAGAAAUGUUAAGCUAAAAACAGCUGCGGAUCUGAAAAAUAUCCACUUUUCUUCUUUGGAGUUAGUUUUGAAUAACUCAAAAUCAGUAGGGCUCACUCUCUGGUUUUUGAAAUCGAUCAGCACUGGAAAGCUUGAAUGGGCAGAAUCGAGAGACUCAGAUCAAGAAGAUUCUGAUUCUAAAGAUUUGAGAAAGCUUCCAUCCAUUGACACAGAAGCAUUGACCGUUGUAUCGGACGAUGAUGAUAAUACACCAUUACUUAUCAACGCCAAACAUUUAAAACUCAUGUCUGACAGAACAGCAGAGAUUCUCGAGUUGACAAGUUUACAUAAUUCAAAAAAUGCAGGUGAUAAUGGCCUUGAAAUGCUUCGGGUUUUUUGUACAUUAUUUGGAUUGAACUUUACAGGUGAAAUGCUCUUUUCUUCCCUGGCCGAAAAAAUUGGGUACAUAGGAAAGAUACCAGUUGGUCUUCAUGAUGCUCUUUUAUUGCCACUCAAUUACCCAUCGGUAGAUCAGAAUGAUGCAAUGCGCAGUAUUUUAUCAUUUAAUGAUCUACCAGAUGACUUUUUCAGUGCUCUCUCUCCAAAGAUAUCAUCUUCUUUGAUUUUACUUUUUGGUCCCGUUACUCAUCAACAACAUGAUAAAGUCAUCAUAUACUUGUUGAACCCAGUUUUAACAUCUUCUGAUUACCUUGCUCUUUUCCUCUGUUUUGUAAUUGGAUCUACUUCGAAUACAAUAAGGAUUAUAGCAACAGCGGAUAACUUGAGCAAUGUUACUACUUUGAGGAGCAUGCUUCAUCCCUCAGCAUUAAUUAAGUUAGAAGUAACCACAAAGUGCUAUGACUCUCAUGACUCGGCUAUCUCAAGCACAGAUAUCUUUUCAGAUUUGAGUCUUGACGAAAAAACGUGUGUGAUACUACCACAGUCAUCUAUUGAAACCUCAUGUAUGGAUGAGUGUUCUAAAGCUCUUGUGACGAAGGCAACUGCAACUAACUCUACGGUUUUAGUCUGUCAUAGUUAUACCUCUGCCAAAGAGUAA